ACCAACCUUGGCGCGUGUUACCGCAAGCAUGCCGUUUCCACCUGCAAACCACUCGAGCGCAGCCUUUUACCUCAAACCCCCUUUCUGAUCCACCGGUUCAUGGCCACCGGUUCGCUUAGGAAGAAGCUGAAUAACAAUAAGCGGUCGGACCGCAGGCCAUACAAUAACGCUCCCAUGGCGGCCUCUCGGCCCAGGUCGCUUCCAAACUACAGGAAAACCUCUCUGAUCCUCGCCGCUUUUCUCAUGCUCGGCGUUCUUAUUCUCCUUGGCAUUUCGUCGAACAUGUGGACCACCGUCAGCUAUGCCAACGUCUCCCCUGGAAUUUACUCGAUCGAGGUCGUCCAUGAGUUCCCUCACGAUCCCGACGCCUUCACCCAGGGGCUACUUUAUGCUGGAAAUGAUAGCUUGUUCGAGUCGACUGGGCUUUACGGGAAGUCAUCAGUGCGCAAGGUUGCGAUUCGAACCGGAAAGGUUGAAGAACUUCAGAAGAUGGACCCUUCUUACUUUGGGGAGGGAUUAACUCUCCUUGGUGAAAGGCUAUUCCAAGUAACUUGGUUGAGGAUUGGUUUCAUAUAUGACCAAAAAAAUUUAACCAAAUUUGAGAAGUUCACGCAUCAGAUGAAAGAUGGCUGGGGACUGGCUACUGAUGGAAAAGUGUUGUUUGGAAGUGAUGGCAGUUCAGUGUUGUACAAGAUUGACCCUCAAACAUUAAAAGUUACGGACAGACAUAUGGUCAAAUAUAAAGAUCAAGAAGUGCACAACCUCAACGAGUUAGAGUUUGUAAACGGCGAAGUUUGGGCAAAUGUAUAUCAGACAGAUUGCAUAGCUAGAAUCUGGCCUGAAGAUGGUAGGGUGCUUGGAUGGAUCGUCCUUCCAAAAUUAAGGGAUGGCUUACUAGCUUCUGGGAAUCAUGGUAUAGAUGUUCUAAACGGCAUUGCAUGGGACAGUGACAAAAACCGUAUAUUUGUGACCGGAAAACUAUGGCCAAAGCUUUACGAGAUCAAGCUACAUCCGAUGAAGAAACAGUUCAAAGACGGGGCCAUUGAGCGGCUUUGCAUGCGGAGGCCAUUCAAUUUUUGAAGAUACUCGGCUACUGUUGUCCAAUUUGUGGUAUUGGAAUUCUAAUUCUAACAGUUUUGUGAUUGUAAAAACGCUUAAUCAUAUCAUGAAUUUGGUCACAAAUAAACGUGAAAGUAGAGAAAGAAGCAAAAUUUGGACAAAAA
Messenger RNA from Pyrus x bretschneideri (Chinese white pear), 1223 nucleotides. RefSeq names its product glutaminyl-peptide cyclotransferase. Gene Ontology annotation, molecular function: glutaminyl-peptide cyclotransferase activity. NCBI's taxonomy places the organism in Eukaryota, Viridiplantae, Streptophyta, Magnoliopsida, Rosales, Rosaceae. The record is from RefSeq and is a predicted model, not a curated record.